AUGCUAUACCUCGAUCAGCCUGUUCAGGUUGGGCUCUCAUAUGAUGAGCUCGUGAACGUCACGGUCUCCUCUUUCACCGGCUCAGAAGGCGUGGAAGUCGCGGACUUCUCAAAUGGUGUACCCGAGCAAAAUAACACUUUCUACGUCGGCACGUAUCCGAGCCAAAACGAAAACCUUACCACUCAAGGAACAGAGAACUCAGCACGAGCCCUCUGGAAUUUUGCCCAAGUUUGGUUCCAGGAAUUCCCUGGCUAUAAACCCAACGACAACCGCAUCUCCAUCGCUACAGAGUCGUACGGUGGACGUUAUGGACCUGCUUUCACUGCAUAUUUCCAGGAGCAAAAUGAAAGAAUCGAGAACGGGACCUGGGAUGAGGAAGGCGAAACCCAUAUCUUGCAUCUCGACACUCUGCUUAUCAUAAAUGGAUGCGUCGAUCGUCUUGUGCAGUGGCCUGGAUAUCCUAUCAUGGCCUACAACAACACCUACGGCAUCAAGGCGUACAACGAGUCGCGACACGACCAAGUUCUGGAAAGCCUAUACGGGGAUGAAGGCUGUCUCGCACAGAUAGAAGAGUGCAGAAACCUCAGCCUUGCUUACGACCCUACAAACCAGGGCUUCAAUGUCUCAGUCAACAAAGUGUGCCAAGAAGCAGAGACUUUCUGCACAGAAAACAUUCGCGAUCCCUACUUCGAUAGCGACCUAAACUAUUAUGACAUCUCCGCCCCGGGAGCAGCGAGUUUCCCACCGCCAUGGUACGAGGGAUUUCUGAACCAGCCAUGGGUUCAAGAGGGCUUGGGUGUGCCUCUGAACUGGACCCAAUCUAACAGUGCGGUAUCUACGGCCUUCAGAGGAAUUGGAGAUUACCCUCGUCCCGGAUGGAAAGAGGAUCUCGCAUACCUACUCGAGGAAGGAAUCAAAGUCACACUAGUGUACGGUGACCGAGACUACGCUUGUAACUGGUAUGGCGGGGAACUUUUGUCCCUUGCAAUCAACUACAGCAACACGGAGAACUACCAUUCGGCUGGCUAUGCACCAGUACAAGUAAACAAUUCAUAUAUCGGUGGACAAGUCCGUCAGUAUGGCAACCUGUCGUUCACUCGUGUCUACGAAGCCGGCCACGAAGGACCUGCAUAUCAGCCAGAGACUAACUAUAGGAUCUUUACUCGUGCGCUCUUCAACUUUGAUAUCGCCACCGGCAAUGUCUCGACCACCGAGAACCCAGACUAUGCAACCGAAGGACCAGAAAAUGUCUACAACAUCACAAACAAGCCAGUUCAGUUACCCGGUAGCCAAUGCUACGUUCUAGAUAAGGACCAGUGCACUGCAGACCAAUGGGCGAGCGUCGAGAAUGGCACGGCGUUGGUGAGGAAUUGGAUUGUCGUGGAUGCGAACAGUAGCUUUCUGUUCCCGGAUCUCGCCAACGGCACAGGCAAUGGGACGAGUCCUGUGGGCACGACCACGCCGUCGCUUGGUCCGACUCCAACGGAUGGUGGAGCUGCACCCAUUGAGAAUACAGGGGCUGCGAGUGGAAGGACUAAUGCGCAGCCAUUCGGCCUGGAGCUAAGGGCUAUCGGCAGUGCGGUGCUAGCAGUGGGUCUGGGCGGUUUGAUAGUGAUGUUGUAG
Messenger RNA from Didymosphaeria variabile, 1623 nucleotides. RefSeq lists its product as uncharacterized. The coding region runs from base 1 to 1623 and encodes 540 amino acids. Gene Ontology annotation, molecular function: serine-type carboxypeptidase activity. The transcript has a single exon. NCBI's taxonomy places the organism in Eukaryota, Fungi, Ascomycota, Dothideomycetes, Pleosporales, Didymosphaeriaceae. The record is from RefSeq and is a predicted model, not a curated record. Gene Ontology annotation, biological process: proteolysis. Gene Ontology annotation, cellular component: fungal-type vacuole.